UUAAAAUUGUGAUAAAAUAAAUUGUUUGGUAACUUUGAUAACCAACAAUUUAGACAGUAGGUACUCGGUUUAUUUUAUUUUUAUCUAUAAAUAUUUAUAAAAAAUUGGUUCAAAAGCUUUAAAAUGUAAUACAGGUUAUAAGUUAUCAAUAGUAAUACAAGAAUUUAAAAAAAAAAAAUGCUUAAAUUCCACUAUCACUGAUAAUUUUAGGACAAUAGGUAUGCAAAUGCAAUUGGUUUUUUACGAAAAUUUAACAUUUCAACCUACCUAUUAUUACUAAUAGGAAUAUUAAUAUAAUAUAAAACGGCCCACGCUCAGAAUUGUUUUAUGUAUACCAGUGGUUGGCAACCUUUUUGGACUCCGUUUUGCAGGCUGUGUCUGAUAAAAAUUAAAAUCUUUUAAAAAAUAAUGGCUGUAUGGUAUAGUCGUACAAGAUCCUGGUUGUUGACCACUUUUGUACACAAUUUAACACACCAACAACACCACUUGACAGUUGACACCCACUGUACAACAGAGCGUUACCCACUGAUCGACCUUUAAAAUAGACAUUGAUUUUGACUGUCUUAAUUUCCUGUUGGUAUACCUAAUUUGAUGUUGAUUUACCUUUAACCACUACUUUGACUGUUAGGUUAAGUUAUGCUAAUCUGGCCUGUAUAAACAAAGUAUUGUAUUGUUCAACUAGGUAGUUGUUUAUGUAAGUAGGUACUUGUUGAAAAUUUAAUUAGAAUUUAACUAACACAAAAUUAAUAUUUUUAGAAGUGUAGAUGAACAUUUUACUGGGGUAGCUGUAGUAUAGCAGUAGUGACUAGUGAAAGACUAUGAAAGGUGGGAAGAUUUAAAGAAGAAUAUUUCAAUAAACCCACAUGGUAACCGAGUGCGAUUUGUUCCCAUUAUUCCUAACAACAGUAAUCAACGUAUUAAUGUAUUCCAACAGACUUCAUCCAAAAGUCUGUUGUUUAAACCUUUUAAACCAAAUCAUAUAAACAAUUGUCCCAGCAAAGAAAAUGUUAACUUGGCGCAACAUAAAAAUAAUGACAAGAAAUAUAACAAUUUUGCACCAGUUACGCAUAUGGAAACUCCUCUUCAACCAUCUAGAUUUAAUGUGAAUAACCCCGUGAAUAACCAAAAGUUUGUUGGUCUAAAAUUUUCCCAGAAACAGCAAGAAGUAAAAAAGCCUUAUACAUCAAAUUCUGUUGUAGAAAAUUGUAAUAUGAAUGAAUUAGAAAAUAGCUUACCUAGAUUACCAUUGCACACUGUUUGGACUAAUGACAACAGUUCAAAAGAUUUUGGAUGUACUUUACCAACAAAAAUGCACACAUUUAAAAAACCAUUUUCGUCAAAUUUAAAUUAUUUAUCCACUACUAAACAGAGUACAAACUAUAUGUUAAAUUCAAAAUUCCAAAAACAAUCUCAAGUAAUACCAAACCCGAUGAGCAAGAUUAACAGUUCAAGGUACUUUAAAUCGUCAUAUCCCUUAUCCGCAUCUUUAGGACAAAAAUUACAUCCCAUAGCCGAGAACACGAACACAUCAUAUUUUACUAUGGAUAAUGAAAAACCAUCUCCUGUCACCGGUCAAAACACCAACGCAUUAGAACAGUACUCAGGUUGUAUUAACCAACCUUUUAACAUGGAUAAUAUUUGGAAAGAUUAUCAGUGUCAACCAGCAAGAAUGUGAUAGAUAUCUAGGUACUUAAAUUACAUAAAUAAUAUCCCACAUUCUUGUUGACAAAUCGUUAUCCUUUUCUGAAAUUAGUUUAAAAUAAUGUCAAUACCAUAAUACAUAUAACCCUUCAUUCUAAGAUAUGAUUAAAAAAAAUAAUGAUUUUAUAAGCUUAGAUGUGUAACAUAAAUAUUCCAUUAGUAUUUAGACAAUAAAAUAUUAUUUGUCUGUGAUAUCUUGAGACACAUAUUAAUGACAUUUUGAAAAAUAAUUUUAUUUUAUAUACCAUAGAUUAAUUUUAGAAAAUUGAAAUACAGUGCAAAAAUAUAAAAUAAUAUAAUUUUUAACAAUCAUUGAAUACAUUAUACAGAAAUUAUUAACAUAUAAAAUAUUUGUAAAAACCAUUAAUCUAUAGAACAUUCCAACAAAUGGUU
Metopolophium dirhodum (rose-grain aphid) is the source of this 2094-nucleotide messenger RNA. RefSeq lists its product as uncharacterized. Lineage: Eukaryota; Metazoa; Arthropoda; Insecta; Hemiptera; Aphididae. Bases 1070 to 1675 code for a protein of 201 amino acids. The record is from RefSeq and is a predicted model, not a curated record. The transcript has 2 exons.